AUGUCGUUCGAUUCGAUCUCGUCUGGCGCGCUGGGGUGUUUCCCCCGGCGUGCUCAUACCAUUACAGCUCCCGAUGAAGCACAUAAUUAUAUGGUCGUAGUGUACAUGCACUGUUUCAAUCCUGAAGAUCAGAAUGAUCGCGUCUGUAUCGACUUGCACAAACGCUCCACCACCGAGGAACUCAUCGAACGUGUGAUCUCUCUACGUUCAGAUUUGGCUGGACAAUCUGCCGAAGAUUUUGACAUUUUUGAGAUGAUGGUGACUCCCGAUGGACAGGCUUCAAAAGAACGGAGAUUGGACCGUGGUGAAUAUCCUGUAGCUGCACAGCUGAUCUGGAGCCGAAUGCCCGGUGGAGAGCAGACAGUUAACAACUAUCGUUUUGUGUUCAGGCAUAAAGGAGCCCGUACAGGUUCGUCGUGUACUCGAUUUGGUUCGGCUGAAGCUGCUAGUACAAUAGAUUCAUUUCUGGCAAGAUUUCUUCAGCAACCUCACGAUCGAGAAUAUGCCGACCUGUGUAUGCUUCCCGAGCUGACUGAACAGACAUUGCUUGACAAUCUCAGGGAUCGCUUUAACAGCGGCCACAUAUACACGUACAUUGGCCCAAUUCUUGUCGCUGUCAAUCCGUUCAGGUUCUUUCCCAUUUACAACCCCAAGUAUGCUCGAUUGUACUCACAAAGUCGGAAGCUCGGUUCACUUCCACCUCACAUAUUCGCCAUCGCCGAUGUCACUUAUCACAACAUGCUUCGAAUCAAAGAAAGCCAAUGUGUAGUGAUUAGCGGCGAGAGCGGUUCGGGUAAAACCGAGUCCACGAACCAUCUGAUCUCUCAUCUGACGUCGCUCUCCCAGAAAGGUAGCAACGCGUGCACUUCCGAGACAACCCUGCUGAACGCCGGUCCUGUUCUCGAGGCAUUCGGUAAUGCCGUCACACUGCAGAACAAUAACAGUAGUCGCUUUGGUAAAUUCAUUAAAAUCAACUACAGGGAGAACGGAAUGGUAUCUGGGAACUAUCACGUCUUCUACUACCUCCUUGAGGGCGCCAAUGAAGAAGAUCGCGCCAAAUACUUCCUGUUGAAGCCUCAGGACUACCAUUACCUCAACCAGCACGAGCAAUUCUCACCUGAAGGCGUGAAUGAGAAGUAUGAAUUCGAGCGAUUGCGACGGGCGAUGAGCAGUGUCGGAUUCAACUCCUGCACUCAGGCGACCCUUUUCAGCCUCAUUUCAGCUGUUUUGCUUCUUGGCAACAUCUCCUACGUUAAGAGGCACGCAUACCAUAGCGACGAGAAUGCCUACAUUGAGAACGAGGAGGUUGUGGAUUUGGUCGCUCAACUGCUCAACAUCAAGACCGAAGCUCUAACCCAGGCGCUCACGAUGAAGCGGCACGUGAUGAAGACAGAGACUGUAGUGACGCGUUACAGCGUUUCUGAGGCAAUUAACACACGAGAUGCUAUGGCAAAGUGCUUGUACAACGCCCUAUUCCACUGGAUUGUCCUUCGCGUUAAUCAGGCUCUUAUGAGAAAGGAUGUCUCUGGAAGCGUUGGAUACUACAUAGGAAUCUUGGACAUAUUUGGAUUCGAAGAUGUGGGCGCCCAGUGGAAUUCAUUCGAACAGCUUUGUAUUAACUAUGCCAAUGAACAUCUUCAGGCAUACUUCAACCAGCACAUCUUUCAAUUUGAACAGGAAGAAUACCAAUCUCAAGGCAUAUGCUGGACCAACAUUGAGUACACUGACAACACUGAAUGUGUUCAGCUAUUCCAGAGUAAACCAUACGGUUUGUUGCGAUUAAUCGAUGAGGAGAGUAACAUAAACAACGGUACUGACGAGUCGAUGCUUGCCAAACUCAAUCAGUUCCUCAAGACAAACGAGUACUACGAGACGCCACAGCGCAAAGAGCCAGCCUUCAUCAUUGCUCAUUAUGCAGGAAAAGUCAAGUAUCANAUAAACAACGGUACUGACGAGUCGAUGCUUGCCAAACUCAAUCAGUUCCUCAAGACAAACGAGUACUACGAGACGCCACAGCGCAAAGAGCCAGCCUUCAUCAUUGCUCAUUAUGCAGGAAAAGUCAAGUAUCAAAUCACGGGUUUUCGCGAAAAGAACAAAGAUCUCAUGCGGCAAGACGUCCUGAACACCUUAAAGACGAGCAAAUGCGCGUUGAUGAAGGCAGCAUUGGCCAGUGACCCAGUGGCGGCUUACAGGUGGAGCUUCGCUCGGACUGUGUUUCGAGCCAUGAACGCGUUCAAGCAAUCUGGAAAGAAACUCGCCAGAAGCGAAUCCGCUGGUCACCUUCGAGUCAUCAAGGAGGUUCCGGAGUCUCGUCGUGGAUCGGAUACAGCGCUCUCUCAAUUCCUCCGUGGCGACUUGCACAUCGAUCUGCCUGAUUUCUGUGACACCAGUAUGUUCCAAACGAUUGUGAAUCAGGCUAGACGUACACCGGCAAAAGGGGAAGAGCGUAUCAGCACAGUCAGAAGUCUACAGAUACUCAAAGAGACGAUUGGCAAACGGAAGAUUUCGAACAAGCCCACCUCCGUCUCAAAGCAGUUCGAGUUUUCGUUGAAUCGUCUCAUGAAUACCCUGGCCCACGCUUCACCCUACUUUAUACGAUGCAUAAAGAGUAACAACGAUAAGGUGAGCUACUUUCCCGUUCAUCCGACGAUUCCAAGGGUCUUUACAAACCUUCACGUAGGCUAA
Molecule: messenger RNA, 2685 nt
Organism: Haemonchus placei
Lineage: Eukaryota; Metazoa; Nematoda; Chromadorea; Rhabditida; Trichostrongylidae
Source: the annotation of a GenBank genome assembly